AUGGCGGAAUCCGAUGUGAUACUCCGCAGGAAGAUGAACAACGACGACAUGAGCAAGCGCAGGAUCAAAAUCGCGCCCGCGCGACGGCGGCGGCGCUCCGCCCGCCCCAACGCCCGUAGACGGCCAGCGUCGGAGUGGGACGAUCCGAAUCUCAACCCUGGCGUGGAGGACUUGAGACCGCCAUCUUCGGAGUCGGAAUCGGAAUCGGAAUCGGAAUCGUUGUAUGGAGAUGAGGAAGUCGAAGAGUAUGAAGAGGUAUCAGGAGGCAUGGGACCUCGGAUUGCGGCGGGCAAAUCACGCGGCGGGUCUUUGCCGCAGUCGGCAUGCCGGCAGCCGGUUAACCGCAUGAUGAGGCAGGAGGAAGCGCCAGAUUUGAUGCAGGUGCGGGGCGGGGACGAACCCCCGGAAGGCUACUCUUCGAGCACGGCGCCGGCACCUCUUUCGCAAGAGGAAAAGUUGAAGCAAAGCCUAGGCAGGAUAGAGGACUGGGUCAAGAUCCUCGAGGGCCGCGCGGCAAACUGGAAGCGAGUCCAGGCGGGCGCCAUGCAACACCUCGCCGUGUCGAUAGAGGCAUGGCACGCCCAGGACCCGACCCUCGAGCUUCCCAACAUGCGAUCCCUGCCGUACAACACGCCCACGUCCUCGGGGCUGCUGCCCUGGAUAUCCGGGGCUCUGAAGAAGAAGGAAACCGCCGCCCGGGAGCGGAAGGUUGUGCAGGAAGAACUCGCCAGGGCGCAGCAUCACGCCGGUGUCCUGAGGGAGGAGCGUCCUGACCCCAGGACGGCCCAGGCCGAGAAGUAUGCGGCUUGGGCGUAUCAGCAGACGCUGCGGGGGGAUCCCGGUUCCGAGUCGACGCAGCCCUACCCAUGGGCUGCUCGUAACCCAGAUCCACCAGUCCUUGACAUUGUCGAUCUUGACAACGAUCCCAAGGAGAAUCGAGAUGGGCAAGCUCUAUCACCGGCGAGACCGGAGGUCAUUGUUAUUGAUGCCGACUCCAACGCGGAUACACAAACACGGCUUGGACAAUCGGUGAGCUCGGAGGUGAUUAUCGAUUGGACACAGCCGGCGAUUAUCGAUAUGACAGGUCCGGCAGAGAUUGUUGUUGAUAUGACAGCAGAGACAGCGCAGCCGCCAACUCAACGGAUCACUCGUCCUGACCGGCGGUGGAACCCAUCCCGCGACCCCAUUAAUUUCAGGUCGCAGCGGGAAUCAUCCCCACCGGCCGUUCGUCGUGACCAGCGGCGGGAUCUAUUCUCGUUCUCAGGGAUCAAUCGUUUUGACCAGCAAUGGAAUCCAUUCCCAGGGAUGCCUCGUUCUGGUCAGCGGCGAGAUCAACUCCAAGGGACCGACCUUCCUGACAGACGGUGGAAUCCCUCCAUGGGGACUAUUAAUUUCAGGCCGAUGCGGAAUCAACUCCCACCCGCCGCUGUUCGUAAUCACGAACGGCAGCGGGACAUAGUGCCAGGGACCACUGGUCCUAUGCAGCAACUGAAUCCAUUUUCAGCGGCCUUUGGCUCUGACCAGCGGCGGAAUCCGUCCCCGGCGCGCUAUCAAAGGAGACCCAAGACUCGCCCUGUCGAGAUCAACCCCACCGUCUUCAAUGUGUUUGACGGCCCCGUGUCCAACAUCUCGCAGCUCGAGAGGGAAAGGGCGCUGAGGCGAGAACAGGAAUCCAGCCGCAGGAAGAGGAAGCGGGAGAGCGACAGGCAGAAUGGCGCUGAUGGCGGUCGCGAGCCGGAUGUCACAGGAGGCCCCGACGGGUCAAGGGAUGGAAGAGAAGGAGGCAGGUCGUACGACGCCGAAGCGGACCCCAAGAGGAGAAAGUUGGAGGACGAGAUGAAUGCGUACAAGGCUAGGGAGUUGGAGAAGAUUAAUAAAGAGGGCGAGGCUUGGGAGGAAGGAGUUUUGAGUUGGGUUGCCCUUAAAGCCAAGCACCUUUUUGAGUAG
Molecule: messenger RNA, 1947 nt
Organism: Pyricularia grisea
Lineage: Eukaryota; Fungi; Ascomycota; Sordariomycetes; Magnaporthales; Pyriculariaceae
Exons: 2
Coding region: 1-1947 (648 amino acids)
Source: RefSeq, a predicted model, not a curated record